AUUUUGUGUCGCAGUGUAUAUCUCUUAAAAGGAACUGCGGCUGGCAUAGGAUGAUCAAAAGACACGGGCGCGCAGUAGGCGUUGUGGAUGAUGCAACGGGAAACGGCCAUACAGCCAUACAGUCAGUGAACCGACAACGCUGCUGACGCUUUCCUCCGCUCUUUAACGACAGACUCAGGUCCCUUCGGUUAGAAAGAAACCCUCUGUUACCUUCUUUGUCUCUUUCAACAGAAAGCACACAUCAUGUCCAAAGGUACAGUGGUUCUGGCUUACAGCGGUGGAUUGGACACGUCCUGCAUUCUUGUGUGGCUCAAGGAGCAGGGCUACGAUGUCAUCACGUACUUGGCCAACAUUGGGCAAGAUGAAGAUUUUGAAGCUGCCCGGAAAAAGGCUGAAAGCCUCGGGGCAAAGAAGGUUUUCAUUGAAGACCUGCGUGCAGAGUUCGUGGAGGACUUCAUCUGGCCUGCAGUUCAGGCCAAUGCUGUCUAUGAAGACCGAUACCUGCUGGGCACUGCAGUAGCACGGCCCUGCAUCGCCAGGCGUCAGGUGGAGAUUGCACGCAGGGAGGACGCCCAGUUUGUCUCGCAUGGUGCCACUGGAAAGGGAAAUGACCAGAUACGCUUUGAGCUCACAUGUUACGCCCUCUACCCUGAGGUCAAGAUCAUUGCACCAUGGAGGAUACCGGAGUUUUACAACCGCUUCCGUGGAAGGAGCGACUUGAUGGAAUAUGCAAAGGAACAUGGCAUCCCUGUGCCUGUCACCCCUCGGGCACCUUGGAGCAUGGACGCCAAUCUCAUGCAUAUAAGCUAUGAGUCGGGCAUCCUGGAGAAUCCCAAGAGCCAUGCUCCAGCUGACCUGUACCUGAUGACCAAGAACCCAGAAGACUCUCCCAGUGUCCCAGAUGUACUGGAGAUACAGUUCAAAAAAGGGGUUCCUGUCAAGGUGACCAAUGUGAAGAAAGGCAAUUCCAGAAACAGUCCAUUGGAUAUCUUCUCAUACCUCAAUGAGAUUGGGGGAAAACACGGAGUGGGCCGGAUAGACAUCGUAGAGAACCGUUUCAUCGGCAUGAAGUCCCGAGGGAUAUAUGAAACCCCAGGAGGUACAGUUCUACUGAAGGCCCACUUAGACAUUGAGACCUUCACCAUGGACAAAGAGGUGCGGAGGAUCAAACAGGGGCUUGGUAUCAAGUUCUCUGAACUUGUGUACAAUGGUUUCUGGUACAGUCCAGAGUGUGAUUUUGUGCGACAGUGCAUAUCCAAGUCCCAGGAGAAUGUGGAGGGCAAAGUGCAGCUGUCUGUAUUCAAGGGUCAGGUCUACAUUAUGGGACGAGAGUCAUCCAAGUCCCUGUACAAUGAAGAGCUGGUCAGCAUGGAUGUGCAGGGGGACUAUGACCCAUGUGAUGCCUCUGGAUUCAUCAGGAUUAAUGCUGUCAGGUUAAGAGAACACCACCGUUUGCAGGGUUUGUCCAGCACCAAGCAGUAGUUGGAGUCAGUCCUGGGACCCACCUUUCUUUCUUCCUUUUGCUCUCCAUCACAUCUUAAACACCAAUAAAUUGUAACCUUUUUGGCUCCAGUGUCUGUCUUAUGCCUUAUUGUCUAGUAUUAGUUGUAUUAGCACAGUUGAAGGCACAUCAGACUUUUAGUGUUUAAUAGUUUCAUAGUUGGAACCAACCAUUUCACACAUAACAGAAAGCAUUGGCUUACUCCUAAAAUAUCAACUGUAGAUGAACUAUUGAUAUGUGUUUCUUUAUAUUUUAUUCCCUGGAAUUCUUCUCUAUUGUUGGCUUCAGAAGGUCAAUACCAUGAACAGUUUGUAUUCAAAUA
Archocentrus centrarchus (flier cichlid) is the source of this 1823-nucleotide messenger RNA. It is a transcript of the gene ass1, whose product is annotated as argininosuccinate synthase 1. Gene Ontology annotation, molecular function: argininosuccinate synthase activity; ATP binding. Gene Ontology annotation, biological process: L-arginine biosynthetic process; urea cycle. Bases 244 to 1482 code for a protein of 412 amino acids. The transcript is spliced from 15 exons. NCBI's taxonomy places the organism in Eukaryota, Metazoa, Chordata, Actinopteri, Cichliformes, Cichlidae. Gene Ontology annotation, cellular component: cytoplasm. The record is from RefSeq and is a predicted model, not a curated record.